AUGUCCCAUCUGCAGCAGUCGUUGAGCGCAUCCAGCGUCGCCGAGACGCUCGCCACCUACGACGAAUGGGCCGGCGCGUACGAUGCCGACGUCCAGUCGCAGGGCUACAUCGCGCCCGAGCUCGCGAGUGAAUACGUCGCGCGAUACCUCAGCAGCAGCGGCGCAAGCAUGGCCGACGCCAGGAUCCUCGACGCCGGGUGCGGCACCGGGCUUGUGGGCCAGCACCUGGCGCGGCGUGGCGCGAGGCACAUUGACGGCGUGGACCUCAGCCCGCGCAUGCUGGACGUGGCCCGGCGGCACGCGGGCGUGUACGAGGCACUCACCGCGGCGGAUCUGGGCCAGCGGCUGGAUGUCGCGUCCGGGUCGUACGAUGUGCUGACGUGCGUGGGGACACUGACGCAGGGCCACGUCGGGCCCGACGCCCUGGACGAGCUGCGGCGCGUGGUCAAGGUGGGCGGGCUCAUGGUGAUGACGGUGCGGGACUCGGUGUGGAGGAGGAACGGGUACGAGGACAAGGUAAAGAACUUCAUUGCCGAGGGAAAGGCGCGUCUGAUGACGGACGACUUUGAGGUGCGGAGGGUCGCCAAGGAUGUGGAUUUGGUGUACGUGACGCUUCAGGUGCUGUAG
Messenger RNA from Akanthomyces muscarius, 627 nucleotides. RefSeq lists its product as uncharacterized. The record is from RefSeq and is a predicted model, not a curated record. Bases 1 to 627 code for a protein of 208 amino acids. NCBI's taxonomy places the organism in Eukaryota, Fungi, Ascomycota, Sordariomycetes, Hypocreales, Cordycipitaceae. The transcript has a single exon.